CUAUCUUAUCCUAUUCUAAAAAUUCAGUGCUUCAACAUUUUUCUCCCUGACAUAUUGUUUAUUAUUAGUUUCAUAAAAAAAAUUAUAAAAAUUUUCUCCAUUUUCUUGUUCUUAAAGCUUGUGUACUAUCAUAGGCAAAUACAAGACUGCGUAUACAUCAAUGUCUUCGGACUUUACUCGUAGAAUUACAUUUACGACAGAAUAAAGUUGUGCAUAUCGUACCACUUGUGAGAUUACUCCGGGUAAUUUCUCUUUUGUAUUGAUCGGAACAGAAUUUAGGCGAUUUCGAUGGCGGAUUCGGAUAAUGAAUCAGGAGGACAUAGAGAUAACAGUAACAUUGAGAGUUCCCUAAGAGAACAAGACAGGUUCCUUCCCAUAGCAAAUGUAAGCAGAAUCAUGAAGAAAGCUUUACCAGCUAACGCGAAAAUCUCAAAAGAUGCUAAGGAGGUAGUUCAAGAAUGUGUUUCUGAAUUCAUAAGUUUCAUCACAGGGGAAGCAUCAGAUAAGUGUCAAAGAGAAAAGAGAAAGACAAUCAAUGGUGAUGAUCUGUUGUGGGCAAUGACAACUCUUGGUUUUGAAGAAUACAUUGAGCCACUCAAGAUUUAUUUGCAGAGGUUUAGGGAUUUGGAAGGGCAAAAAAGUGGUGUCUCUGGAGAGAAGGAUCAUAGUGGAUCAGUGGGUUAUGUUGAGGACUACCAUGGCAUGAUGAUGAUGGGGAGUCAACAUCAUCAAGGACACGGGUAUGGCACCGGUGUAUACAAUCAUCAUACGGGGGAGAAUGCUGCAGGGGUUGGUACAGGAGGGUCGCGGUUUCCUGACGUUGGGAGGCAAAGGUGAAGCUGUGACAUCCGCGGACUACAAAGAUGUAUCAGGACGCGAUGUAUCAACUGUCAACAGGUUGAAGUAUGGACACUGAAAGACAGGAACAGACUUUGUAGUUUGUAUUCUACAGAGAUGUAAAUUGGUAAACAUGUGUGUACAUUACAAUGUGGGUGUAAACAUGGAUUGUAAUUGUCUAUUACAUCAUUGUUUCUCUAAUAGUUGAUGUUUGAAUAAGCCUUUUUUAGUGUAACAAACGAUUUACAUUGUCAUA
Molecule: messenger RNA, 1093 nt
Organism: Solanum lycopersicum (tomato)
Lineage: Eukaryota; Viridiplantae; Streptophyta; Magnoliopsida; Solanales; Solanaceae
Product: nuclear transcription factor Y subunit B-3
Biological process (GO): regulation of transcription by RNA polymerase II
Cellular component (GO): CCAAT-binding factor complex; nucleus
Molecular function (GO): RNA polymerase II cis-regulatory region sequence-specific DNA binding; DNA-binding transcription activator activity, RNA polymerase II-specific; protein heterodimerization activity
Source: RefSeq, a predicted model, not a curated record